AUCGCUUAUUGAUGUGAUAAUACUGAAUCGUCAUGUCUGAAAUCGUGGAACGUUUUGAGAAAAAAGCAAGGUUUGAAGAUGACCACGAAGCGGUAUUGAUUCGAGAGAAACUCGAGCGAUUUGUGGCCAACAUCCUGGCAGCGGUGGAAAAGCGAGACAAGCGAUUUCAGAGCACUCUUAUUCAAAGCGGAAGUGUUUACGAAGGAGUGAAAGUUCGCCGUCCAGAUGAAUUUGACUUCAUGAUCAGAACUGACUCACUCACCGACAAACCAUUGUUUCAUCCAUGUGACAAAGGCGAAGGCUACACGAAGCUCCUCCUAAAAGAACAAGAAUGGGAAGAAUUCAACGAUGGUGAAGGAUUCUUCAACCCAAAUCUGCUGUCCCGUUUGUUCAAGAAGCUUGUCAAUGCAUCUCUAAGUGACGCCGAGCUACCUGAAGGACUGGCCAUCCAACGAGUUAACCAAGAAUUGUUUAGGAAAACAUGGUGGCCUGUGUUUUCUGACAUACUAGGAAAUAGCGAUGGCCAAGAAAGCUCAUCUGGUGUGAUGUACUCGGAAACGCACGGCCCGGCUACAACACUUUACAUUCAGUGGCAAGGCGGUAAUAGUUAUAGGAAUUUAAUGAUAAGCGUUGAUUUGACACUGACUUUGGAUUACCAAAAAUGCAAGCUUCCUGUUCAGUUGUCCAAGCUUCCACAAGAAAUAGGACAAGUUCUUCAGAAGUGUGGAUUCCACGUUGUUCCUGCUGGAUAUGACAGCUGGCGCAUCUCGUUUUCCAUAGCAGAAAAAGAAAUCCUGGCCUCUUCUCCGGACGGUUUCAAAGCGUGUUACCGAGUUCUGAAAGUCCUGAGAGAUGAGAUAUCGGAAAGGCUGGGAUGGGAUUCAUCUUUGGUUCCAUCUUACAUGUUCAAGACCAUCCUUUUUUCCGAGCUGUCCACAAUGGACCGUUAUCUGUGGGGAAAUAAAUUUUGGUCUCAAAGGAUAAGUCAAGUUUUGGAGCUGGCUUGUGAGGGCGUGAAGAGGGAGAAAAUUUCGAGCUUUUUCAUACCCAGACACAAUCUACUGACGGUGGCUGAUCACGAGAACAAACUGCGCCAGUGUGUCCUGGAAGACAUGUUAAAUCAGAUGAAGGGUUUGGAAUUGGCAUACACACCAGAUAACGCCAGGGAGAGAAAACAACAGAUCAGGGUGCUGCAAAUGACGGACUUGCUGGAUUCCAUGAUCUCAGGUCUCCUUGCUGGAAACAUAGCGAGCCAGACGUUCUUAGCAACCAAAAAACAGACCUGGGAUCCCGUGGAGAUGUAGGACUUUUAGUCCUACAUCUCCACGGGAUAUCCAAUGGCUUACAACAUUCCAGUGUAAUCAUAUCCCUGUCGGUGAUCGUUUAUGUUCCACAAAACGCGUCAAGUUUUGCACGAAUGUGUCAUAA
This is a messenger RNA of Orbicella faveolata, 1428 nucleotides long. RefSeq names its product cyclic GMP-AMP synthase-like receptor. The record is from RefSeq and is a predicted model, not a curated record. NCBI's taxonomy places the organism in Eukaryota, Metazoa, Cnidaria, Anthozoa, Scleractinia, Merulinidae.